Messenger RNA from Coregonus sp. 'balchen', 309 nucleotides. NCBI's taxonomy places the organism in Eukaryota, Metazoa, Chordata, Actinopteri, Salmoniformes, Salmonidae. The record is from the annotation of a GenBank genome assembly.
AUGGGGAUCAGGUCCAGAAAUGUUGCUAACGGUUCUGAGGAGCAGAGGGACAAAAAGACAUCAGCCCUGCCCGUGGACUUGGACCAAGGGGCCGGGGUGGACAAAGAUGGAGCUCUCCUGUUGGUGGCUCCAGGUCGGGAAGAUUUCAAGAGGAGCACGCAGGGUUUCGGACUGUUGGCCAAGACGCCCCUGGGGUACACGCGACCCGUUAAACGGAAUAACAUCAGGAAGCGGAGAAUUCAAACCCUUAUUUAUGACGCCCUGGAGAGACCGCGAGGAUGGGCGCUACUGUACCACGCGUUUGUGUAA